Molecule: messenger RNA, 1518 nt
Organism: Lindgomyces ingoldianus
Lineage: Eukaryota; Fungi; Ascomycota; Dothideomycetes; Pleosporales; Lindgomycetaceae
Exons: 2
Coding region: 1-1518 (505 amino acids)
Source: RefSeq, a predicted model, not a curated record
AUGUCGUGGCUCAUGCGGGGGAUCCAGUCCGCCGUCUUCCACUAUGUCUCGUGCGCCCCAUGCACUGGAUACAUGUAUCGCAAUAAGAGGCGGAAGCAGGCCAAGAAGGAGAGGAAGGCGAGACAGCGCCUGCAUCUGGAACAGCCUGAGCUGUACCAUCACCCUGAGCCCUCGGGCACUAAUCCGUUCUGGACCGAAGAGAUAACCAUCGGCCCCGGUCCCCCUCCACGGAGAGCUCGCGGGAAGACGAAUGCUACCACGGGCAGUCGGACGGAGAGCCAGAGGGCAAUUACUACGGCAGGGACACACAGCACUGUUGUGAGCCAGGGUGGGAGUAGCAUUGACGUGCGCCAAGCCGACGACCCCUCGCGACUGAGCGACGACACCCUGGACGACGACAAUUGGAAUCGCAGGCGCUAUCAGAGAGAGGACGAAGACCUCUGGGGGUUCGGCGAGCCGGAGAGCGCGGUUGCCGCUAUGCCAGGCUCGUCGGUCGGCGUCGGCGGUUUGAGCAGGCCAGGCACGUCGAAAUCGUCCGCAGAAAGCUACUAUACCGCCCGAGUCCCUCCCGUAAACGACCUCCACCCUCCAGUCGUCAGCCUCCCGUCUCCGCACCCUUCCGACAACCGCUGGAUGCUCCAACCUCCACCCAAAGCUAGCGUCAUGAGUGGAAAAGAAAGAGCUACCAACAGAAGCCGCAGCGGGAGUGGCGCAAGUAGCCGUGUGGAGCUGAGCCUCCAGCGUCAAGUGAGUGCGAAGCAAUUACGGCACAAGCUCGAGCGCGGAGAGACGCCUGAGAUGCCUCCUCUGUCUCGAGGAAGUUCUUACAGCAAUUUCCAGAAAACGAUCGAAGGCCAGCGCCCAAGGACCCCGCAGGCGCGGCCACCGUCGGCAGCGAGCUCACGCAAGAAGAAGCGGCGGGAUACUGCCCACACCAAGAUGACCGAGCUCGAACCGUCUUCUGGCUCCUCCAGCGAUACCAUCGUCCAUGGUGCACCUAUAGGGGCCGUCACCACACCACCAAGCUCUUCAAUCCCUACCCUCAAGGUCGUUCGUGUCCGGACGAGUCGUCAGCGGCUCUCAACCAUCCUUGCCCCUUCUGAGAACAACCUCCCUAGGAAAUCUUCACCAGGAAAGCGCACUCAGCAACCUACCAAGUACUCUUCAACCGCAUCAUCCGACUCCAUACCCUACUACACGAAGCAUCGAACUCCUCUAGCCUCCUCCGAUGUCUCAUCCCUCAAUGUUCUCCAGGAUCUAGUGUCUCCGCGCGCCCUCCUCAAUUCUCGAUUCGUCUCAGCUCCAUUGAUGGAAGCAAGGAUCAAGCUCCCACCAUCGGAUACCGACGAAGAGAAGGUGCUCCGUGGUGAGAGAUCGACUGUCUGGGCAGGAAGCGGCUUUGGCAUCAGCCGAGACUGGGCCACCGACCAGAUUGACAGCGAUCGCACCAGAACUCCAUUCGACAGCUUGGGUGUGCCCCCACGCGAUCCGAGGAUGAGGUGGAGUGUGGACUUCUGA